AUGGUGUUGGAGGCUAGGAGUCUGAGAAAGGCAGUUGUGCCUUCUGCUCUUAUCGAGGAUCCUUCACCUGGAAACUUCCAGUCCACUCGCCUUGCUCUCCAUGUUAAUGAGGAUGGCUCCUCUUGUUUGGUCUACAUUGCGUCUGGCUGUCAAGUCUAUAAACUCCAGUGUCUUUGUUAUGCUACGAGCGAGGUGGUUUUUGAAACGCACAAGAGUGGUGAACUUAUGUGGAAUUUGAUAAGGGCAAUUCAAACAGUGCCUUUGUCUAGGUUUGUUUGCAUUCGCAUUUUAGAACAGGUUCUUUCUUUAAAAAGGAAAAUUGGGAGCACUUGUGUGAAUUUGCUGUUACGAAAGUUCGAUACGUGUCCUGAAAAGAAUCAAUUUUUGAAAAGCGGGAAAAAGAGCCAAAUUGUGAAACGAAGGGAAAAGGAGCUUCCAAAACAAGUUCCUAUGGACGAUUCUUCUGUCAGCGAAGGGAAAGAAAGCCUCCUCAUUCCUGUACAAACACAGGUCAUUGACUCUUCAUUAGUUAAUCGCUGCCCUCAUCGGUCGGAAAUUCAGAGUAUAGUGCUUUCUGAAACUGAAAGCCCUGGUUACUUGGUGUUGGGAAGUGUGGAUUCUUAUGGACACCUUAUUGUUUCCAAACUAGAUAUUAGUGGUAAAGUAGAAGUGCCUUAUCAAAGUGUAUUUCUGUUAUUUUCAGAUAUUGAUCGGCUAACUUAUUCAGUAUUACCUCGAGAUUCUGGUGUUGGAGAAGGCAGUUGGGCUGGCCUUUGCUUCAGUCCAAGUCAAUGGUCCAUGGCAGCCGUAGCGCGUAGCUUUUGCAAAAGCAUUGAUGUUUAUGACCAAGAUAUCCAUGUGCGCACUUUACGUACACUCUGGUACCCAUCGUCAUUGAACUUUUUGGAGAAUUUGGGCCAUGGGAGUGAAAAUUCUAUAUUAGCUGUUGCUGAGGGCUGCCAGCUGACCCUAUGGGACUUGAGAAUGAAAGAAAAUGGUGGUUGUCUACAACGAAUUUGUGGUUCUGUAGGUGAUAUUUUCUAUGCUGUAUGCAGUUCCUCAACUGGUCAUGUUGCAGUGGGUGGGGCUGAUCGUACUGUGACCAUAUAUGAUCCUCGCAGGUUGGUUGUUACAGUUGGAUUGUUGGGAACAAUGUAUGAGAAUAUAGAUUUUAUAAAAAUGGCUUGGGAUUUUUGUUUCCUAAUGAGCAAGGUCUCUUUUGUGACUUGUGAUGGUGAUGAUUUAGAUGGGCCCCAAUUUCCAGAUGGGUGCAUUGCUCAAAAUACGAGAAAUGUAAUGGCUUUCAAGACUAAGAGCUGGAUUUCUGGAUGCAUAACCGGACUAGCAUUCUCAUCGCUUGACCCUGAUUACAUCUAUGUCCAAGGGGUGGAUUAUGAGGUCCUUUGUGGGCAGUGGAAAGAAUGCAAUAAGGUCUUUUCAUUUAGAGGAGAUUCAAACUGGCUUGGGUUCAGCAAGUGCUCCAACAGGGAUGUAAUGGGAGGUUGGUGUGAUUCUGGUAGCAUCUUCUUGGCUGAUGUUGGAGCUAAAGAGAGUGAAAUAAACAUUUUAACAGAUCUUGAAAACUAG
Molecule: messenger RNA, 1587 nt
Organism: Dovyalis caffra
Lineage: Eukaryota; Viridiplantae; Streptophyta; Magnoliopsida; Malpighiales; Salicaceae
Source: the annotation of a GenBank genome assembly